Rotaria sp. Silwood2 is the source of this 891-nucleotide messenger RNA. NCBI's taxonomy places the organism in Eukaryota, Metazoa, Rotifera, Eurotatoria, Philodinida, Philodinidae. The record is from the annotation of a GenBank genome assembly.
AUGCAAAAUCUUUGUUGUCGUUUCGUUAUUGUAAAUGUUCCACGCGAUCUGUCUGUAAUUGAACGUGCUAUACCACUAGCUAUAUUUCAAUCAGUACAAUCAAUACGUAAUCAUUAUAUAUAUAAAUGGUUAUAUCUUUCAACAGUUGAUAAUCUUGAUAUACAAGAUAUACUUGAUUGGAAUUGCUAUAUUGAACGUUUUAAUAGUUACAUACAAAAAAUCAUGACUAUUCCAGUUAUAUUACAAAAUAUUCGUAAUCCUUCAGGAUUACAACGUAAACGUGAUGAAUUAAUUGAUGAAUCAAUCAUACGUCAAUGGGGAAUUGUUCUUGGUCCACUACCAUUAUUUGGACAAACAACAAAUGAACAUAUUAAAUGGCUCAAUUAUCAAAAACAUAAAUGGGAUAUUCAACGUAAACAAUGCCAUCAACCAUCAAUAACAUCUAAUAAUCCUCAAAUAUCAUUAAAAAAAACAAAUUCAAUGAAUGUAAAAAUCGAUACAUAUAUUCAUCGUGCAGCUGAACAUUUACAUAUAUACUGGUGUUUAGUUGAACAUGAAUUAUUACAAAUAAAAAUAAAAGUUCCAAGAACUUUCUAUGUUAAUUAUUGUACACCAAUUGAAUUAAUUUGUAAUCAAACACAGCACUCUGCUAAUUAUGAACGUAUUAUAGAUAAUUGUUCACAAGUUUAUUAUUUAUGCGAAUAUCAUUUAGAUGAAAAUAUAUUUCGUGAUUAUUAUAUAGAUAUAAUGACCGAUUUAAGUAAUCCAAAUAUUGAAGGUGUUUAUGAAAUGAAUGUACCAUUAGAUUUUCAUUUACUUAUUAUAUUUGAUUGUAUAUAUACAUUACAUAAAAAACAUUAUCGUACAAGUAUGCUUUCAAAUCUAUAUUAA